CCAACAGCAGACCAACAAAAAGCAGCGUCUCUAAGUUGCACACCACACGACAACAUGUGCCGUGUGCGAGAUCCGGCGGUGGUGGUGCUGAUGCUCCCCUUCCCUGCGCAGGGCCACCUGACCCCUCUCCUCCAUUUCUCCCGCCUCCUCGCCCUCCGCCGCCUUCCCGUCGUCUUCAUCAGCUCAUCCGCCCAUAACCGGCAGGCCAAGCUCCGGCUGCAGGGCUGGAACUUGGCUUCCUUCCCCUCCAUCUCCUUCCACGACCUCCCCCUCCCUCCCUUUCCGGUACCAGAACCGGACCCCGAGUCGGUCAUCAAGUUCCCCGCCCACCUCCAGCCGAUCUUCGACGUCUCGGACAUGCUCCGAGACCCGCUGGACCAACUGCUGGGCUCGCUGGCGGCGUCGUCCAGGCGCGUCGUCAUCGUGCACGACCCGCUCAUGUCCUACGCCGCGGAACUCGGGUCCAGGUACGCCAACGUUGAGGCCUUCGCCUUUAGGUGCGUCAGCGCCUUCUCCUCCCUUUCUUUCCAACUCAACCAGCGGAGGGAUCCAAAGCCGGCCAGAGAGGGUCUGCAUCUGGUGUCGCCAGAGGGCUGCUUCACCAAAGAGUUCCUGGAGUUCGUCCACCGCCGCCACCAUGCCGUCCCACUGACCGCCGGCGAAAUCUUCAACACGUUCGAUGAGAUGGAGGGCGAGUUCAUGGAGAAGCUGACGGAGAUGCCACGGUACGAAAAUCGAAAGAUAUGGGGCAUAGGACCCAUCUUCCCGAUCCAAUUGACAAAGCGUUCGGAUCCGAAACCGGGUCUGUUCAAUUGGCUGGACAUGCAACCGGACCGGUCCGUUCUUUACGUCUCGUUCGGGUCGAACUCGUCGCUGUCGUCGGCUCAGGUCUCGGAGCUCGCCGCCGGGCUGGAGCAGACUGGCAAGAGGUUCCUCUGGGUCCUCCGAGCAGCGGAUCGAGGUAAUAUUUUCAAGAAGGGAACCAGACCCGAGAUCCACUUGCCCGAGGGGUUUGAGCAGCGGGUCCGCGGAUCGGGUCUCGUGGUGAGAGGGUGGGCUCCGCAGCUGGAGAUCUUGAGCCACGGCGCCGUGGGUGGGUUCCUCAGCCACUGCGGGUGGAACUCCUGCAUGGAGAGCUUGAGCCUGGGCGUGCCGCUGGCGACUUGGCCGCUGCACUCGGACCAGCCGGCUAAUGCGCAGCUGGUGACGGAGGUGCUGAAGGUCGGCGUGGUGGUGAGGGCGUGGGGAGGAGGAGCUGAGGAGGUGGUAACGGCCGGGAAGAUAGAGAAGGCGGUAAGGCGGCUGAUGGCGGACACGCCGGAGGCCGAAGCGAUCCGAGAGAGAUCGGCAAAGGUGCGAGAUGCGGCUCGGGGUGCGUGGGCUCCCUCUGGAUCAUCUACUGCUGCCUUAGACUCCUUCAUACGCUUGGUAACCAGAGCAUAGUUCGCCUUCAUCGAUACACGUUGGGGAAGAUCCAUCUUUUAUCCAGGGAUCAUGUUCAUUUCAAUUCAUCACGACUAGUCGCUAAGGCCAUGUUGCAUGAAGAUAAAGUUUCUCAUGAUGUCGAAAAGGGGAUAUUUUGAGUGAGAUAUCGAGAGACGUGUUCUCCAGAGAUGUUCUAGAUUUGAACGGGGCAGAGUCACGGACAGCUAUGUAAGUUUUCAUUUUUUUAGUUCAAUUUUACUUUCUCUGUCUAGAAUUGUGGACAAUUUGUACCAUUUCUUUUGGAAUAACAUAGCUUGGUGCGUGUAAAGGUGUUCCAAUCGGAUCAUACCAACUGCCACUGAGUAGAAAGUUGAUGCUCAAGAGGUGGCAACACUUUAUAGAUACUAAGUGGACUAAAUGUUGACAACGCACACACAUAAAAUAUUGAUUCUUUUUUAUUUGAUU
Nymphaea colorata (pocket water lily) is the source of this 1890-nucleotide messenger RNA. RefSeq names its product zeatin O-xylosyltransferase-like. Bases 55 to 1443 code for a protein of 462 amino acids. The record is from RefSeq and is a predicted model, not a curated record. NCBI's taxonomy places the organism in Eukaryota, Viridiplantae, Streptophyta, Magnoliopsida, Nymphaeales, Nymphaeaceae. Gene Ontology annotation, molecular function: UDP-glycosyltransferase activity. The transcript has a single exon.